GGCAGAAGUUGUGACAGAAUUUUACGUACUCUCACUCCCUUAAGCUGUCCCACGUCUCUUCCUAUGUUGGAUUUUGGCCCUCACCCUAUAUAUCUAUACACAACUUAAGGAUGUGUGUGUAUGUAUAUAUAAUAUAUAUAUAUAGACGUGAAUAUAUAUAUAUAUCUAGAGAGAGAGAGAGAGAGAAAGAGAGAAAGAUUGUCGGUUGAGAAGGUGAUAUGUAAAAGGGGGAAGAGAAAGAAAACAUAGAGAAGAAGAAGAAGAAGGAAAAAGAAAGAGAUAGAGAGAGUGGACUCAAAGGUCUUAAUCUGGAUUUUAAAAAAAAUAUAUAUAUAUAUAUAUAUAUACAGAGAGGAGAGUGGGGAAGGGGAGAAGAACAUAGAAACUUUUUAAUUAAGAGAUCAAUUUAUUUGCCACGCCCCGCCAGUAGUUACAUCAUCUACAAAAUAACAAAGAAAAAAAAAAAAGAAAGAAAGAUAUCAUCUGAGCAUGGAUUGGAAUAGCAACUUAAGACUUGUUUCAAGACCUGAAUGUUCUUAUGGCUUCCUUUACAACUACAACUAUGAUCAGUACCAGGGUAUGGAUAUGAAACAUCAUCAAGCAGCUUUAAUGGCGGAGACAACACAAGGGUUAGGGCUACUUGGAGUUCCAUCAAUGGAGAAGAUGAAUGGUGGGGGUAGUAGUGGUAACACUGGUAACAGUAGUUAUGGGAUGAUGAUGAGUAAUCAGGACAAGAAGAAGAGACUAACGACAGAUCAGUUGGAGUCUUUGGAGAGAAGCUUCCAAGAGGAGAUUAAGCUUGACCCUGAUAGGAAGAUGAAGCUGUCUAGAGAUUUAGGCCUUCAGCCUCGCCAAAUAGCUGUUUGGUUUCAGAAUAGGCGUGCUCGUUGGAAAGCUAAGCAGCUCGAACGCUUGUAUGAUGCUCUUAAACAAGAACUUGAUGUCAUGUCUAAAGAGAAACAGAAGCUCCAAGAAGAGGUAACGAAACUGAAGGGGAUGCUAAGAGAGCAAGGAGGUGGGUGGAAGCAAGUGUCCACCACAGGUGGUUACACUGAAAUUUCCGGUGAAGAGACGGUGGAAAGCACGUCGGCCGGAGGUAUUCGAAGCAGUAGCAAGUCACUAGGAACGAACCCCUUGGGUGGUGGCGGCGGCGGUGGUGGUGAGUGCAGUCAUCACAUUCUCAAUGUGGAGGAAUACAACCCUGUAUCACCACCUUACUGGCUCCCUUCUUAUCCUUAAUUACUUAAUUAUAUAUAUAUAAUCAAAUCCUUAGUUAUAAAUUCAAAUUAAGCUGUUAAUAAUAAUUAACGAAUUAUUAUUAGUCUAAGUGAUGAUAUAUUAUUAUCGUAAUCGCUUUUUUUAUAAUAUAUUAUUAUAUAUUAAUCAAUCAUUUUCUAGCUACGCAGCUCUCUCCCCCUUGUAAUAUGAUUGAUUAAGUAAUUGACUUAUUAUUAUAUAUAUAAAUCUAUAUCUAUUGCAUGUAUUCUACUA
Molecule: messenger RNA, 1491 nt
Organism: Cannabis sativa
Lineage: Eukaryota; Viridiplantae; Streptophyta; Magnoliopsida; Rosales; Cannabaceae
Product: putative homeobox-leucine zipper protein ATHB-51
Exons: 5
Coding region: 490-1239 (249 amino acids)
Biological process (GO): positive regulation of DNA-templated transcription
Cellular component (GO): nucleus
Molecular function (GO): sequence-specific DNA binding; DNA-binding transcription factor activity, RNA polymerase II-specific
Source: RefSeq, a predicted model, not a curated record